Molecule: messenger RNA, 753 nt
Organism: Vitis riparia (riverbank grape)
Lineage: Eukaryota; Viridiplantae; Streptophyta; Magnoliopsida; Vitales; Vitaceae
Product: pollen-specific protein C13-like
Exons: 2
Coding region: 70-549 (159 amino acids)
Source: RefSeq, a predicted model, not a curated record
UUCACUUAUCUUCAGUGACUGGAGGGUAGAGCAGAGUGUACAAUCUUCUCUUCAAUCUCACUGUGAAGCAUGGGGAGACUAAUGCUCUUGGUAGCGCUCUGUGUGCUCCCGGCGCUCGUUAGCGCGGGCCGCCCUGUUUCGCAGCCGUUCGUGCUACAAGGUCGGGUCUAUUGCGACACCUGCCGUGCCGGUUUCGAGACCUCCGCCACCACCUACAUUGCCGGUGCCAAGGUCAGAGUGGAAUGCAAGGACAGGAACUCUAUGCAACUACUAUACAGCAUUGAGGGGAUAACAGACUCAACAGGAACUUACAAGAUCAUGGUCACAGAAGACCAUGAGGAUCAGCUUUGUGAUGCUGUGCUUGUUAGCAGCCCCCAGAGUGAUUGUGCAUCAGUUGACCCAGGACGUGACCGUGCUGCUGUGAUCCUCACCCGUUACAAUGGGAUUGUGUCAGACAACCGCUACGCCAAUUCAAUGGGCUUCUUGAAGGAUCACCCAAUGUCUGAGUGCACCCAACUUCUCCAGCAAUACCAGGAAUUCGAAGAUUAGAGUAUGUUUUUUAGUUCUUGUUGUGGGUCUGAUCGAUUAGGCUUGCCGGACCAUUUCUUUUACCUGUCAUAUGAUAUAUGUAUGGUUUUAUCAAGUUAUCUUAAGUGUUUGGAUGACUCUGGUGGUGUUCCUUUGCUGAAGGACCCCGUUAAAAUUAUAUUACUUGCUGUCACUUUUGGCACUAGUGUGUUGCAUUGCCCCUUU